Zea mays is the source of this 1008-nucleotide messenger RNA. RefSeq lists its product as uncharacterized. NCBI's taxonomy places the organism in Eukaryota, Viridiplantae, Streptophyta, Magnoliopsida, Poales, Poaceae. The transcript has a single exon. Bases 179 to 595 code for a protein of 138 amino acids. The record is from RefSeq and is a predicted model, not a curated record.
AAAUAUUGUUUACUCUCUUGAUCAGAUUACGAGAUAAAAGUCGAACUCGAUCCUCUGUACUUUACAUAUAUAUAUAACAGCACGUCCACUGUCCACAGCACUGAGUGAUCACUGAUCAGACAUCAGACUAUCAGAGGGGCCAAUUUGCUAUUGGAGCCUCGGAGGGACGGGGAGAAUAAUGGCCGUAAAGCUCAACAAGCCGCCCAAGGCGAAGAGCCUGUGGAUCCUCGUGCGGCGCCUCCUCCGCAGGAGUCGCAACCCGCCGCCGCCGGCCUCGGCCGCGCUGGAGGACGGCGAGGGGGAGAAGAGCGGCCUCCUCAGCCGAAGCUCCUUGGAGCAGCUGCUCGUGAUGACGGACGACUGCGCCCCUGGCGACGAUGGCGACGGCGACGGCGACGUCUGCCGGUGCGCCAAGAAGCCGCACGGCCAGCCGGUGGCCGUGCUGCUGCCGGCGCUGGCCCGGCCAGAGGCGUCCGCGGCUGCGGUGCCGUCGGCAGCAGGUGCCGCGCACCGGAGGUUCGUGUUCGGCGGGUUCCGGCGGCGGCUGCUCAUUCGCAGGCCGUGGCGGCCUAUGCUGGUCGCCAUCCCGGAGUGACCGAUCGAUUAAUCGCGUGUCCGGUGAGUUGGUGGCGUGAAUUAGAGGCGCUGGGGGUAUGAUUCGGCAUUCGAGUGCGUGAGUCAGUCCGAUCAACUUCGAAGCAAUUGGGGGUAUGAUUCGGCAUUUUUCUGGGGUGCGCUUGUGAUCUGUCUGUAACUUUGCGUGCUCGCUGGUUCUUCCCUGUUCCUUCCUAAGUCCUAAUCCUAACUAGAAGGUUCCGUUCUUUUUUCUUUCUCACCAUUGAACAUACAAAGUUAUUUGAUCCGAAAAGGAAUUUAUAGCGGAGGAUCGGAGUAUGUUUCAUGUUGGUGUAGUGAAACGCGGUCUGCAACGACCUCGGUCCCCGAUACAGCAAACCCAAUGUUGGUUGGUGUAGUGAAACGGUCUGCAGCUUCCCUGCCAAUAUUUCA